AUGAAUAAAUUUGUAAUAUAGACAAUUUCAUUAUUAAAAGAAGAAAAAUUUGUUUUUUUACAUUUAAACCUUAAUAAUUAUUUAAUUAUCAACUUAUAUCCAUUUCUGAAAAGCUAUUUAUCUACUGUUGAAACCUAAGAAUUAUUUUGGUAUCUAAAUGAGAAAGUAAUAAGGAAAGUAGUUUUUGAAUAUACUCUAAUUUAAAAAUAGGGAGAGGUUUGUACCAUUCCAUCAAAGUCUAAACUCAAUUAAAAAAUUCAAUAAAAUGUUUUUACUGUUUAAACUGUUGAUCUAAAAUUUAUUGGACAGUUUUACCCAACCAUUGUAAUAAUAAAGGAUUCAUUAACUUUAGGCAACUUUACAGUGAUUACUUUUAAAAAUAUAAAAUUGGUUUUAAAUAAUAGUUUUCAAGUGAAAGACUUAAUAUAUUUCUAAACAAAAUCCUUAGAAAUACAAGAUUGUAUUUUAACUGCAAUUAAAAAUAUAGACAUACUUGUAGCCUUAUUUUAACUUGAUAGUUCGUCUUUGAAUAUCAUUAAUUUAAUAAUAGAAAACUUAAUAUGUGAUGGGGAUAUAUUUAAAUUGAGAUCAUCUGUUUAGUUAAAAGUUCAUAAUUUAAAUAUAAACAAUUCACAUUUUUUAGGAGGUGCAAUAUUUCGUAACAUAGGCAGCAAACUCUUCGACACUGUGAAUAUUCAUAUGAAAUCUAUAAAUAUCUCUAAUACAACAUUCGAAAGAUCAGCUUUUAUGGUAAUAGGCGAAAUGUCAACCACUUUCAAUCCCAAUGUAUUGAUUCAAGAAGUUAUGUUAAAUGCAGUUACAGUUAAAUAAAGUUAAUGGUUUAGAAUUCUAGUGGCAUCAGAGUUUAAACUUUAGGGUUUAAUUAUCUUAGAUAGUAUUAUUUAGUUAAACUCAUAACUUUAUUAUUCCAAAACCUUUGA
Paramecium sonneborni is the source of this 941-nucleotide messenger RNA. The record is from the annotation of a GenBank genome assembly. NCBI's taxonomy places the organism in Eukaryota, Ciliophora, Oligohymenophorea, Peniculida, Parameciidae.